Molecule: messenger RNA, 6983 nt
Organism: Hylaeus anthracinus
Lineage: Eukaryota; Metazoa; Arthropoda; Insecta; Hymenoptera; Colletidae
Product: protein expanded-like
Exons: 14
Coding region: 1134-5108 (1324 amino acids)
Biological process (GO): positive regulation of hippo signaling
Cellular component (GO): cytoplasmic side of apical plasma membrane; cytoskeleton
Source: RefSeq, a predicted model, not a curated record
GAAAGUAAGAUAUCUAGAAAAUUUAAUGUAAGACCUGCAAAAAAAUUGUGCACCACUUUGUAGUGUAACAAGGAAGAAAAAUUUCCAAAUUUCCAAAAUUUCAAAAAAUUGUAAAAGUCUAAAGAAAAUAAAUAACCAACUAACUGGAGCCUGAAAUUCCAUUUUUUUUUUUUUUUUUUUUUUUUUUUUAAAUUAAUGUUUUACGUCGCAUCGACAUCGAGGUCAUUAGCAACGAAUUCUGGACUAACUUGUAUUUUGUGGAAGAGUUUGGUUUCGUUAAGGAGAAAUUCCAUUUUGUCUUGGGCACCAUGGAGGUAUAAUGCGCCACUGGGUUUCGUGGGGUGCAAUGCAAGUCGAUUCCGCCUUUAGGUUUGCUCCUCGACUAUGGGAAGCCGGCGUGUGCCACUAGUCAGUCACUCGCCGGCCGCCGGUGAAGUACGUUGUGUUGGUGUUUCGUUCAGUCUUGUACGUCUUGCUCCAAAAGGACUGUCGUCCUAUGUUUUUCAAACUCGCAUGCACCACGCUCACCCAACAAACCUGACAAAUGUUCCUCGAGUAACAAUGUCGUUCCCGAUAACGUGAUUAACGGUUUUACCGCGAUUUCCAUAGGCGUGCGAAAGAAACAGAGAAAGAGAGAGAAAGAGAAAGAGAAAGAGAAAGAGAGAAAGAGAGAGAGAGAUAAAAAGAGAGAGGGAGAUAGACGAAGUGGAAUUCGUUUCGACCGCGUCCAGGAUCACGUGAGAUCGCGAAGUCUCGUGUAAGCGGCGGCAAACGUGCGAUUUUGUGUUGUGUUGUGUAUUUUAUAAUAUCCUUACUCAAAAGUGUUUAUAUUCGUUACGACCACCUGUUGCGCGCCUAAAGCACGCUUCUUUGUGUUAUGUUGGAUUAACCGGAUUACGUGCAUCGCCGGGAUGUUCUCUUCGCUGAGAUAAAUCACUGGAAACGUAAAGAGGCACGUUGAUUGUUGCUGCAAGUCUGGUAGUUAGCAGCUCCUCUCGCAGAGCAUGUUGGAAUUCCGUUGAUUUAAAUGGCGCUCAAGGUGCACCUGUGUGAAGCCGGAGGCGGGGGAUUCGGAGAACGGGAGAAUCUAGUGAGGACGCUGGGCGUAGCGGCGACGAAAUGAAGCAUGCAGCAUGCGUGGUAGCGGUGUCACGGCUGCGCGGUCCUGCCUUCAACCCCUGGUGUCCGCCAGCCGCUACCUCGCCGUUCAAGCCCUUCCUGGUGAUCCUCUUUACUUCGUCGUUGAGGCGAAGUCGAGAGUAAAAGAAGUGUACGCGCAGACAUGCAUGCUUCUUGGCCAGCAGGGCAUGCGAGAUUGCGAACUGUUCGGUCUGGCAAUACUAUCCGACGGCGAGUACCUGUUCGUCGAUCCCGAGAAUAAAUUAAGCAAAUACGCACCGAAGAACUGGCGAAGUUCUCAUACAUACGGCUUAGACAGCAGUGGACGGCCAGCUUUCGUCCUUUACUUUCGCGUUCGUUACUACGUCGACACACCGUUGCUAUUAAGCGAUGAGACGACGCGCCACCACUAUUACCUGCAACUGCGGGACAAUGUCGUCAGGCAUGGGGGUGGGGUGGAGAGCCUCCAUCCUCACCAUCCCUUACACGAGCCAACUAUCGUCACACAUUUGCUCACACUCGCGGGCCUUGCCCUACAAGCCGAUCUUGGGGACCACUCCGAAGAACGACACAGGCCACACGCAGGAUCUGUGGGAUACUGCAAGCCCACGGAUUACCUUCCGCCUCACAUGUGCCUCGAGUCAAAUGUGCUCGCCGUGCUCGCGGCUCAGCAUAGGGACAACCGGGGCCUGUCGAGGGAGGAGGCAGAGCUGCAAUACAUCCGGGAGGCGGUGCUGCUGGAGGCGCCGCUCAACGCUCACCUCUAUCGACUCAGACGAAGCAAGAACGAGCCUGGCCCUGGACGCAUACUCCUCGCGAUAUGUGCUCGCGGGGUGCGAGUCUACGCCGAGGAGGAGACACCGCGGGUCUUCGCCUGGAACAACAUCGGCAAACUCUGCUUCGACCGCAAGAAGUUCGAGAUACGCGCUGUCGAUCAGCCGGACAAGCUCACUCUCUACAGCGGAUGCGACGACAAAAGCAAGCUUCUUCUGGGACUCUGUCGAGACACCCAUCAGUUCUCCAUGGCCAUAGCACCUCGGGUGAACGAAGCGAAAAGGCGCGAGGAGGAAGAAAGGAAGGUUCUCCGCGAUUGCUACAUGUAUCCCGCUCGAUGCAAACUGAGUUUGACGGCACGCGGGGCGCGCGGUGACCAACGAAUAUCUGUUAUCUCGAGCACUUCAUCCAACACGACUUCUGGAAUUGUCAGCGACCGGGUUCACAGCGAGGACGAGCCAGAUACGGCGCCCGCUUCGACCGAAUGUCUGCCACGACUUACUGAAAAUACUUCACAUACUGGCGUUCAGUGCACCGUCGUCAACGGGACCAAUGCGGACGUCGAGGAUCGUUCUAUGCCACCGUCGCCGGUCUCCACCGUGGAUGAAGUCGACGGAGCAGACAGCACACCUACGACGGCUGCUCUGAGGCUGGCGUCGAAUACAGCAACGGCCGCCGAGGGAUCACAAUGUAGCAGCAGCUGCAGCACGGUCGUGGUCGUGAAUGCACCUGCUGGUGGACCGCCUCGAAUGAGGCGCACUUCGGCAACAUCCAGUCUGGAGCUGGGUUAUUCGCAUACGGCACAGAAUUCAGCGGUUUCGUCGGAAACCGCUAGCUUUCCUGGCGCCAUUUACGACAGGUGCAAAAAAACUGGAAAAUAUGCAGGUACAGAUAUUGCGAGCGAGACCAGCGGAGUGUACACUCUAAGAAGCAGCGAAAUGCAAGACGAACGAAUAGGUGACCUGUACUCACCGACCGGAGACGCGAACGAAUCGUCAACGGCGAGCGACGUGUGCGCCUUGAGUUCCGUGCAGUCGACGACCGACGAGGCAUCGGUGACAUCAGGCUUCUACACCAUCCACAGCGGGCUUCGAUCCGAAACGAGCGACGUUUACACGGAAGAUGUCAGCACGGAGGAGCAGGAGCCCAUAUACAGCAUUUGCAAAGGUGACGACGAUGUCGCGAACGUGGUGUCCACGAUGACGGCGGUCGCCCUGGACCAGCAGCUCGACGAUCCCAGGUCGCGCAGCAACAGCAUACUAAGUGCAGGUAGCUUCAGAGGCGACGGUAGCGAUCCUUCCAGCGUGGGACCGCUGUUGUCAGCCGACGAACUGUCGGAUCUGAUCGUGGGACGUUAUCCACCUCGGAAGACCAUCAGCAACUCCAUGGACUCCGACUGUGACUACGUCACCAUGCCUCCGCCACCGCCGCCGCCGCGAACGGACAGCGACAGGCAGCUUCCUCCGCCGCCUCCCUAUCCAUCCAGCAUGGAUUACGCGACAAUCAACUCGUCGCGGUCCAAGAUACCGGAUAUAGAACGAGAGCCACCGCCUCCACCGCCGUACAACGCGACUCGCGGCGAAUUCGUACCCCUGCCGCCCAGGAGGACCGAUCCACCGCCGCCGCCGCCGCCUUACACGUCGCCACGAGAAAGAAUCCAGAUACCACCGCCCACGCCUCCUAGAAACGACGCUGUAACCCCUAGGGAACCGCCGCCACCGCCGCCGUACCCCGAGGUCUCGGAGGUCACGCGCCAAGAGGCGAUCUCCACUCUCUAUCCAACCAACAGCGAAGAGAUCGUCUCAAGAGUCACGUCUACGAAGAUCCAAACUGGCCUGGCUAACAGCAAGGCGAACAUCGGUCUCACGUCGUCCAAGACCAUCGCCAGUCAGAUCAACGACGUCGCCUUGAUCGCGCCGAAACCACCACCCAGGAUCCAACCGCCCACUUAUCCCGGUGACAAAAUGAAACCCACGCCUGUUCACGCUCCUGUCGCGGCCCUCGUCGUCGGACCGAAUAAUUACUUGGACGUGCACGCCUCGCGAGGCGGUCCUGUUCUGUUGCCUUACUUGACACCACCGCCGCCCCCGCCACCCCCGCCGCCGCCGAUGGUUCAUCCCAGACAACCACCACCGCCGCCGCCCAGCUUGGCCACCGUUUACACCAGCCAAGUCGCCAGGUCCCAGAUCGAACAGUAUAAACAACAGCUCUAUUCCGACGUCGACUACGUCAUGUUCCCUCUGAAGGACCCCGCUGUGUCCAAGCAAGAGUACAUAGACGCGAAGCAAGGCUCUCUUCUGGCUGCGAUGGCCGCCUACCCUCCACCACCUUAUCCUUCCUUCAACAACAAGUCGUUGGUGAUGUAUCGCAGCACGCCGUACCUACCCGGCUCCUCCUACUCCUCCCCUUCGAAAUACGCGUCUAAUCAAAACCUUAGUAGCAGCGACACAAGCUCUACUAAUUACCUGCCGCACAGCAAUCUGAGCAGCCACUACGCUGCUAGCACCAGCUCGCUGUACAGCGGAGCCACUUGCUCGUCGGCAGGGAGUCAAAGCCUCCGACGAGAACCACCGGCACCGGCUCAUCCUCACACACUUCACGCGUUCUCGAGGACGAGAAGCGACGAGAACAUCUUGAAGUGCUUCGACUCGCCUUCCAGCAUCAAGUUACAGUCCCUGCCGCAGCUCAAGCACCGCAGGCUGCCGCCCCCACCGCCGCCGCCUCCUUAUGAAAUACAGAAUCUUGAGAAGAACCAACCGCUUCCAUCGGCCUCCUCGUCGUCCUCUUCGCCGAAGAAGACGCCCAAGACGAGUGUAACGGAGGAGCACGAAGAAGGAAAGGAAGACGGAAUGUUGGACAUACGGACGCUUCGCGAGAAGAGUAGAAAUUUGGAUCUGCCGCUGAUAUCGGCGCUGUGCAACGACCGAUACCUGCUGAAGCAGACGAAGGCGUUCGUAAUGCCAAAGCAUCCUACCGAGCCGACGUCCUCGACGUCCACGAAGAACGGCACGAGAAGCAGCAACGGUGGCCCUUCCAGCAGGAACAAGUACCCGGUCAGCGGUCUCUCCACCACCCAGAUCACGAAACCGCCGAGGAAAUCUUCCACGAGUACCCAUAAACAUCCCGCAGAGAUAAAGGGCAACUCUUACAAGAUCACCAAUUCAACGGUUGUCUCGCCUGCUAAGAAGGAUACGACGAGAGCGUCGCAUUCGUAACACGGGAUUUAGAAAGUGGCGGCCGGUCCUUUGGAAAAUUAUGGAAUUCUAUACCUCGAAUUAAGUACAUUCCGAUAUGCCCUCAACGAUUCCACGCCAAGCACUGUCCUUAAAUUAAUUAGAUAGCGACGAAAGGGAAUGGUUCUGACACCAUAGUCUGGUUGAAAGAAGAAUCGACUUGAGGGAUCGCUCGUCCUUACAACCGACAAUAAAGUGUCUCUUAAUAUUUUCUUUUGCUCAAGUAACCGAAGGACAGUUUUUUCUCUCCAAAAGCAGAAUAGAAACAAUUCCCGUAAGGUUAACUGAAGGAAUCGUACAGGAUUUUUUGUAUCUCUAGGUCCUAGAGUCUAGGGAUACAGGUGUUUACCAAUUGACCCGAACAUUAAUUAAUUCAUAAAUAUAUAAGCGACUCAGAAAUAAUUGCUAAAAUUCAUGUAACAGAGGGUCAAGUGUCAAAUUAGUGCUGCAUCCGUCGAAAAUAAGAAAAGUAAGAAAAGUACAAGAUCUCCGUCCACCAUUUUCUUAUUUUUAGUAAUCUAAUCGUUACAUAAAACGACAGACAGCGUGCCUAGCCUUGAGACCUUGGAUGCCAUAGAUUGACGGUAAUUUGCAAUUAAAAUUUGUAGACCAAUCAUCAAGAAAUAGUUCGUGCAUCAGGUGAGAUAAAAAAUACUUUAUGUAUCCGAGACAAAGAACGGUAGCAGCUCUAGUUCGCGUAACCUAAUCCAUCAAUCAAGACGAAUCCUCCUUCGACCCGGCUAUAAGUACUUAAACACCGUUGCUCUUUUUUUUUAAGACCGUGCUUCUUCAACUCAGGGUGCCAUUUUAUCGUUUACAAUACUUCUGCUCGUCGCGAAUACUCGAAAAUGUCCUAUGAGAGUAGGUUACGUUUCACCUCGACGACGGAUUAUUACAACGUAUGAAUCAUUCGUAAUGGUAAAUUAAGGAGAGCCUAAGGCGUCUAUUAUAUACCUCUCAUCUCAUUUCAUCUUUAUUGAUCUCUCUGAUACUCCUAAAAAAUUGUACUCUAACCCCUGCGAAACGAAGCUUUCUUUUCGUGCCUAGAAUAGUAGAAACAACCGACAAUAAAGUGUCCAUUAAUAUUUUCUUUUGCUCAAGUAAGCGAUUAGCGCGAUGAAAACGAGAAAAAAAAAAUUGAAUGCGAAUCUUGUGAAUCCUAGCGACGAAACCGUAAGUGCUCUUAUACAUACUUAUUCCGUUUAAGAGAGCGACGAGUUUUCUAGGUACUAAUUACGUAAAUAUUUUUAUACUCUGAAAGAAGGCAGGUACGAUUAUUGUAACCAGAGAAACAGUACCUAUCGAUGUCUCUACGGAAGUAAUAUUUAUUACCAUCCAAUUUUUUUUUUGUCUUUGUAUUGUAUUUUAAUAUCUUUCAAUCAGUGCUCGCUUUACGAUACUUUCUAUCAAAGCGUUUUUAAGCAUUCGCGUGUACGUAACUGUAAGGUGUAGUUGUCGAUACUGUCGUCUGGUUAAUUUCACAUGAUUUACUAGGGACACGUUAAAUGUUAAGCGAAGCCGGUGAGAAAAUCGACUGACUCGUCGAGCGAAAAUAUUUUUCGGGGAACUGCACUGCAGGACGCGCGCUAGAAGAUAAACGCGAAAACAGUUAAAGUUGUAAAAGAUCCGCGUCAGCGCGGGCCUUUCGUACAAUUAAUCAUAGAUCAUAGUGUAAUGGGUAAUAAUUUAGACGUAAUGUUGACUUAUGUUAAUUAAUACUAGCUAUUAAUAUUGCAACACGAACCAUGUCUGUACAUAGUAUUGCGUGAAAUUAUAGGAUUUGUUGUAGUCGGAAACCUCAUGUAUGUACCACGCGCCACCUCAGCUACGAAUAAUAAACUUUUUUUUUUUUAUAAU